CCCGGAGCUAUAAAGCAGGCGGCAGCCGCUCGCCUCCCUCGCCCUAAGCGCGCGAACGCCCGCCAGGUUUCCACGCGGCUCCCGCUGGGCGGACUCCUGGGCGAGAUGGAGUGGGUGUGGGCGCUCGUGCUGCUGGCGGCGCUGGGCAGCGGCCACGCGGAGCGCGACUGCAGGGUGAGCAGCUUCCGAGUCAAGGAGAACUUCGACAAGGCUCGCUUCUCUGGGCUGUGGUACGCCAUAGCCAAGAAGGACCCCGAAGGUCUCUUUUUGCAAGACAACAUCAUCGCUGAGUUCUCCGUGGACGAGAAGGGCCAUAUGAGCGCCACGGCCAAAGGCCGGGUCCUUAUUCUGAGUAACUGGGAAGUGUGUGCAGACAUGGUGGGCACUUUCACAGACACAGAAGAUCCUGCCAAGUUCAAGAUGAAGUACUGGGGUGUAGCCUCCUUUCUCCAGAGAGGAACUGAUGACCACUGGAUCAUCGACACGGACUACGACACGUAUGCACUGCAGUACUCCUGCCGCCUGCUGAACCUGGACGGCACCUGUGCAGAUAGCUACUCCUUUGUGUUUUCACGUGACCCCAAUGGCCUGUCUCUAGAGACGCGGAAGCUGGUGAGGCAGCGGCAGGAGGAGCUGUGCCUAGGAAGGCAAUACCGGUGGAUUGAACACAAUGGUUUCUGUCAAAGCAAACCCUCAAGAAACAGUUUGUAGUAGCAUCAAGAAUGUGAAGUUUCAGUUGUAAACAUCUGAUUAACUCUCACUCAGUCUUCAUCUCUAUUUAUCUUAGGAGUUUAGCCCUCUUCAGCCUUACUCUCUCUUGGUGAACGUGAAAGCUUCAUUGUCAGACAUAAUAAUAGGCUUGGGAAUGGCUGAAUCUGUUCAUCCAAAUGUACAUCUUACUGAAAUUCCCUGAGAGACUAUUUGAGGCUUGGGAUUCCAAACUUGAUUUAUUAAAAAUAUAGUCACCAGCUUC
Molecule: messenger RNA, 973 nt
Organism: Nannospalax galili (Upper Galilee mountains blind mole rat)
Lineage: Eukaryota; Metazoa; Chordata; Mammalia; Rodentia; Spalacidae
Gene: Rbp4
Product: retinol binding protein 4
Exons: 6
Coding region: 106-711 (201 amino acids)
Biological process (GO): retinol transport
Molecular function (GO): retinol transmembrane transporter activity; retinol binding
Source: RefSeq, a predicted model, not a curated record